AGGCAGUACAGUCAGUCCACGCGCUGUGAUGCCCUUUUGUGGGAAAGUCCUACUAGAGCACACAGACACACUCACAUCAGUACAGAAGGACACAGAAGGAAACUGCACGUAAAUGAGCCAUUAUACUGAUAGGAUAAGGAGAACAUGAUUUGAGGGUGUUGGGAAAGCCGAUUUUUCUUUUUCAUGUAGUAGAGAGCGUUCACUGGGUUCUGGAUACUGGAUUCACUCGCUAUUGUUGUGAAGGCAGAUAGACGCGCGGACGCGCGGCGGUCGCGUACAGCAGCUGAAGGAGUUUGAAGGGAGAGCGUUUUAUUCCUCUGUAUCUCUUUGUUCGUUUUACUUCAGUUAUACUUGCUGUUAUAUGCACGACUCCUCCUGAACUGUUGUUUGCGGACACAUGGAACUGGUCUGUGAUGUGAAAACUGAUUUUCUUGGAUACGCUGUGGAUUGGAUUUGGACGCGUUUUAAAGUCUGGAUCGUGUGAUUCAUAUACUCGUCAUAUACUUCUUCCAAAAAUGUGUCUCAACUCUCAAGACAGAUAAACGGUUUGAAGAGCAGUGGGAGUCUGAACUUUAAACCAGGAGCCGAUAUCCCUCUUGAAUGAUGCCCAUAGACAGACUCGCAGACAUGGAGGAGAAACUUCGUAUUUUGGAGGAUCUCAAUAUGAUUUACAUUCGUCAGAUUGCCCUGAGUUUAAAGGACAGUGACAUUCAGAAGAAGAUCGACUAUGAGAUUCGGAUGCGUGAGGGUGCGUGUAAGCUGCUGGCCGCAUGUUCUCAAAGGGACCAGGCGCUGGAGGCGUCCAAGAGUCUCCUCACCUGCAACGCUCGCAUCAUGGCCUACAUGUCAGAACUGCAGCGCAUGAAGGAGGCACAAGUCAUGCAGCGGGUCGCACGCAGGUCUUCUGAUGCUGGUCCAAUGGAUGAUCGAUCCCCGUGUAAAGGCAAAGUAGCCAUUUCAGAUCUACGGAUACCUCUAAUGUGGAAAGACACAGAGUAUUUCAAGAACAAAGGAGAGCUGCACCGGUGCGCUGUGUUCUGUCUGCUGCAGUUGGGUGGCGAGAUCUUUGACACAGACAUGGUGAUGGUGGACAGGACGCUGACAGAUAUCUGCUUUGACAACACAAUUGUCUUUAAUGAGGCCGGUCCAGGGUUCGAGCUGCGGGUGGAGCUGUAUAGCUGUUGUUCAGAGGAGGACUACUCAGCAGGCAGCACACCGCGGAAGCUGGCCAGCAAGCUGAGCUCUUCUCUGGGAAGGUCGGCAGGAAAGAAAAUGAGGGCGGCCUUGGAGCCUGGAGCCUGCAGCCCCACUAGCAAUGGAGGAGGAGCGACAAUCCUGCUGCCUGUGCCCUCUGUACCGGGGCCCAAAUAUCAUCUUUUGGCUCACACAACCCUCAAUCUCUCUCACGUCCAGGACAGCUUCCGCACACAUGACCUCACCAUCACAGGAAAUGAGGAGUGUUCAUACUGGCUGCCUCUGUAUGGCGGUGUAUGUUGUCGUCUGGCUGCUCAACCUCAUUGUAUGACACAGCAGAUGAUGAGUGGCUGUCUGAGGGUUAAGCUUGGAGGUGAGCCACAAGGAUGGACCAAUGUCUAUGGUGUUUUAAAAGGAACAAACCUCUUCUGUUAUCAUCAGAAGGAGGACAUGGAGGCCAGUGUGGAGCCUGUCUUAACUAUUGGGAUUAACAAAGAGACGAGAAUACGGGCCGCAGAGAAGGAUCCUCACAGCAAGGCACAGAACAUCUGUAUCACUAACCAGUAUGGAGGAGAGGAGGUGACGCACACACUAGCGGCGGACAGCAGAGAAGACACUCAGCGCUGGAUGGAGGCCUUCUGGCAGCAGUUCUAUGAUAUGAGCCAGUGGAGGCAGUGCUGUGACGACCUGAUGAAGAUUGAGCUGCCUUCACCUCGCAAACCUGCCAUUGUCACACCGAAGCAGGGCUCUCUGUAUCAUGAGAUGGUUAUUGACACGUCUGAUGACAUUGGAACGGUCACUGACAUCCUGGCUCGUCGUAUUGAAGAGUUUGAGCUGAGGGCCCAGCUGGGAUCUCCUCCUCACUGGAUGUCCUUGUUUGAUGAAGAUCCCCCGAGAUCCCCUCACAACCAUCACCACCUGCCGCCCCACUCGCCCAGUCCUCGCCUGCACAGCCGCCAGCCCCGCAGCCCACGCUGCCACCGCACACCCGGCCUUCUCUCCUCCAAUGCUAGUCUGACCUCAGACAGCGACAGUCCCACCAGCGUCAGCCCCUGCUUCCGCCAGGCAUGGUCCCCCGACACCUCUUCCCCCUCCGGCCGCUUCCGCCCCCGUACCCUCUCCCUGGACGCCAAGCUCUCCACUCUGCGCGGCCGAGGCUACGGCGGCUUCCGGUGCAACUGCCAGCCGCCGACCGCCAGCUCUGUGUCUCCUCGUCCCACUCAGACUGCUCUGUCCUGCUCCAGCUCCACUUCCAGCAGCAGCUCCAGUGAGGGAAGCAACAGUCAAGAGUCAGACCUGGGCUUCUCGAGACCGUCCGGCGCACGUCGUAGCUUGAGGAACCUGAGAGCCAAGCUAGACCCCAGGAACUGGCUGCAGAGUCAGGUGUAGCUGUCACAUUUCUUCUGGUUAACGUCAGAGCCAUCACAACUCCCUGGAAAAAACUGGAAUACCUGAGGUCAUGUAUGCUCAAUGUCUGUCACUGCGUUCUAUUCACAUAAUGAGAUCAACAUGAAAAUGAACUGUUCUUCUGCCUUUUAAAGGAGCCUCCACAAUGGGAAUUCAAUACUACUAGUUAUAAAAUACACUACUAAUGUAUAUAUAGCUUUACACAUUGUCUCUCCAUGAAUAGCUCAUUAUUUUGGAUCUUUGGAGAGUGUAGAUGUUUUAUGUGAGACAGAUUCCUGGUACAGUGGUUAUAUACUGGAUUGAAGCAGUUGUCCUGGUGUUGUAAGAGCUUUUUGGCCAGUCAUUGUGUCUGUGUGCACUGUUUUAGAAAUAUGCUUCAGAAAGUGCUAUUAGGAUCAAGUCUGCAGAGUAUUCAUCAUCACAAGGCUGGCAAAAACACUACUUUUCAAAAGUUUGGGGUCAGUGAGAUUUUUAAAUGUUUAUGAGAAAGUUUUAAGUCUCUUAUGCUCACCAAGACUGCAUUUAUUUGAUCAAAAAUGGAGUAAUAUUGUGAAAUAUUAUUAUAGUUUAAAAUAACAGCAUCAUUACAUAAUCUUUAUAAUUCCGUGAUGUGGAAAACAUGGACGGAAUCCAGUCAUAAAACAGAAAACACUAACACAGAAUCACGGAUUUUGCCAAAUUUUGAAUGAAUAAAUCAAAAGUAGGUUGGUAAACGACUUGAAAUGCGAUAUGGAGUACUGUAUUUUCUGCGUGCUUCUGUGUGAAUGGGUUGCCAGGUUUUCAUAACAAAACCUGUCCAAUUGCCACUUAAAACUAGCCCAGUCGCGUUUCGAGGGGGUCCCUGCUAAAAAACGCAUUCUUGGAGAUAAAAUACAAGUUUUUUUUGUUAAGGUUCCCCUGGUAAAUUCGCAUUUCAGGGGCUAAAUAUGACAUUAUUGGGAUCGCUUCAACCCGUGGACAUUAAAAACUACCUUUGGCAACAGUGUGCAAGUAGCCCAAUUCCGUGAAAACCGCAGACUUGGCAACACUAUAUGUCAUUUUACAGUUUCUUUUGAGAAGAACAACCCUCAUAGGAUAUACAAACAGAAACUUAAAGGUCUUCACAGCAACCCGUCAAAAUAAAAGUUCGGUUUAACUUAACGAACCUGUCACAGAAAUAUAUUACUUAAUGUAAUGGCAGUACUGCUACUAAUAAUAAAAUUAUUAUUAAAACAUUAUUGUUAAGAAAAAUUUACUAGAAAAAAAAUAUUUACCUGAAAAUGCACAACAAAUAAAUAAAAUGGUAAUAAUUUUCUUUUUAUAAAAUCGGUUAAUUAGAGAUGCUUUUGCUAAUCAAAAUGUAAUGAAACAAUUAAAAUUGAAUCCAGAAAAAAAGGAAAUUUGGUCAAACAAAACUGAAUUUUUUUGAAAAAAAAAAAAAAAAAAAUUUCAUAGGGCCUUAAAAAUUACAUAAAAUUACAUUUUGUUGAACUUAUAAUAAAUUACUGUUAAAUUGUGUAAGUUUCAUGAUUUAAUUGAUUCAUAUAUUUUUUUUAAUUUAACCAUUAAAGCAGAGAGUAGAAUAAUUAAAACGGAAAAAUUAAUACAGAAAAAAAAAUGGAAUUUGGGGGGAAAAAAAACAGCGUUAUUCUAAUUCCAUGAUGCGGCAAACAUGGACAGAAUCCCUGUUAAAAAUCGCGUUCUGGGAGAUAAAUUAGACGUUUUUUGGGAAUCUGGGAAAAAUAAAAUGGAUUUCAUAGGGCCCUGUGUGCUUAAGAAGCAUUUCUCAUUAUUACCAGGGUUGAAAACAGUUGUGCUGCUUAUUAUUUUUAUGGAAACAGAUUUCUUUUUGUAAGAUUCUGUGGUAAAUACAACAAAGCAGUCAUUUUUGGUCUAUUUAAUGCAGCCUUGCUGAAUUAAAGUAUUAACAUCUUUAAAAAAAAAAAAAAAAAGAUAA
Labeo rohita (rohu) is the source of this 4537-nucleotide messenger RNA. RefSeq names its product rhotekin a (gene rtkna). The transcript has 12 exons. Gene Ontology annotation, cellular component: actomyosin contractile ring. Gene Ontology annotation, biological process: signal transduction; actomyosin contractile ring assembly; septin ring organization. Lineage: Eukaryota; Metazoa; Chordata; Actinopteri; Cypriniformes; Cyprinidae. The record is from RefSeq and is a predicted model, not a curated record. Bases 601 to 2583 code for a protein of 660 amino acids.